Linnemannia hyalina is the source of this 1191-nucleotide messenger RNA. The record is from the annotation of a GenBank genome assembly. Lineage: Eukaryota; Fungi; Mortierellomycota; Mortierellomycetes; Mortierellales; Mortierellaceae.
AUGAGUGAAAUACAAAGGCGUGAAGCUUUCCCCAACAUCACCGCCACCACCACCAUCCAGAUCAGCGAAGCAGGAGUCCUCAACAUCCUCUGCGUUACAACAGACCCAAACGCAGCGACGUUUUUCGGCUUUGCAUACGCCGAUGAUUACAGCACCAUCACCACCAAUCCCCAACUCGCAGUACGGGUCCGGUCCAACACCAACCCAUCCUCCGAAGGCGACUUCACCUGGUCUGUUGUAUCAAAGUUAGAUGGCUCAAAACUGAACGGUUACCCCGACGCAGUGAACGGCGUUGAUUACUCGCGCGCCAUAAACGCAGAGCUCGUCGUUACAGUGUUUGGUCGACACGCACCACACACCUCCCUAUACCGGCACCGAGGUCCCCUUCAGGAUUCGAUACAGUCCUACAGGAACAACGGAGCCCGGAUCCAUAGACCUGACAAGAGCGCAUUCUAUACGCUUUCAGCUCCCAGCACCUCCAUUAUCUUGGGCCCGGUCGUGGAGUUUGACGCUGAUGUCAUUGAAAUGGAAUACUUUGUACCCAUCGGCCCCAGAUCUGGAGCCUCAACUUUUGGAUUGAUCAAGAAAUACAACGAUAUGUUUGCCUUUGAUAAUGAUGACGAUCUCCGAUACACGCAUCUGAUCAAGGAUAUCAAAGUCUCAGACACUUCAACCAGCAACCUAUAUCCUGUCUUGCCAUCAGAUCCACCUUCAGAGGGACAACACUAUCGGCAGGAGGCAUCGUCGGGAUUGCUGCUGGAGAGGAACAAGGAUAUUAUCGCCAUUUCGAUCCUCGACAAGGAAAAAAUCGCUUCUGACGAGGACAACAACAGCAGCAUCUCUUCCAAAAAGAUCGGCGAUGAGGGCGACGGCCCUACUCCUUUAUUCCUCGAAGGAAAGUACCCCGACAGCAGUCACAGAGAAAGACGAGCACCAUCAUACACCGACAAUCUUCCCAUGGCGCCCACCACACCCGUGCCAGAACGCCUGCAGGAUCAAUUAAAAGAGCUCCAGGCCGAGAUGCAAGCCCUUCAGGACCGGACCUCACAAACAACUCAAUUUUCCAGUCAUCCCCGACCGAAUUUCGUCACGACCAUCUCCUACGACAGGGCGCCAGCAACAGCAACAACAACAACACCUGAUCCCUCCGAACCACAGACAAGAGUUUUGACAACAUUGAAAGGACCUUGA